UUUAUACACACAUGUCAACAAACCGUAGUACUUAAUAAUGUGAAAUUUUAUUUGAUAUAAAUAUUAUAUAAAUUUAAAAGGAAUGGAUGGUGAAUUCUCGUUUAUGGAUUUUGAUUUGUUAACAGUGGCUAGUAAUGGGUGCUUUUCGGUUCUAAAUUUAGCUCUGGAUAACAUAGAUAUUUACGAUUUUAUAGUCGAUACACAGGAUUCGGAUGGAAACUCAUUGUUACACCACGUAGCAGCAGCAGGGAAUUUGGAAACUUUAGAAAAAUUAAUCUCCUUAUCUGCUUACGCAAAUAUAUUAAACCAUAAACGAGAGACUCCACUUCACGUGGCUUGCCUAAAUGGACAUCAUUCAAUGGUAACGCGUCUUCUAAAAUAUGGAGCCAAAUUAAAUGUCCUGGAUAUUGAACGAGAAACACCACUAUUUAAGUCUGUCAGAGGUGGAAACAAAGCUUUAACCAAAUAUUUAAUUACACAAAAAGCUGUGGUCAAUACCUCUAACAGGGCUAAAGAAAAGUUAAUACAUCUGGCCACGGCUUAUAAUGAUAUGAAUCUCGUUGAGGUCUUAAUCGAUAUUGGACAGGAUCCAAAUAUUUUAACGGGCUCAGGUGAAGCUCCUGUUCAAAUUGCAAUAAAACAUUCUAGACUAGAAAUUCUAAAACUACUUCUGGAAAGAUCUGCCACGAAAAGCAUUAGGGAUCAUCGGAACUAUACACUUGUGCACUUAGCAGUAGAAGCCAAAUUUAAAUCAAUUUGUCAAAUGCUUUUGGCUACCGGACAUGAAGUCAAUGUGAGGGAUCAUAAUGGUUAUACACCUCUUCAUUUGGCAGUUGAAUUAAAUUCUGUGGAAAUGGUAGAGUUGCUUUUAGAAUAUCAAGCGGAUAUAAAUCUUCUAGACGUUGACGGUUAUACUCCUUUGCACAUAGCUGCCAGAGGAGAAACUAGUGGUGAUAUAAUAAAUAUGUUAUUAAAAAACAACGCUAAUACUAAGAUUAAGACUGAACAUGGAGAUGUACCUCUACAUAUAGCUGCUGGAGUGGGCAAUAUUAGAAGCUACAUUAAAUUGUAUAAUAAACAAGACAAUACUAUCGUUAAUGUCAUAGGACUUACCCCUGACCGUCUAGCUCAAAUUCAAGGCCAUACUGUCAUUAAUCAAUUAAAUAUAGAACUGAACAAUAACAAUAAGUCUUAUGUUCCCAAAAUUCCAAUCUAUAAGCAGCUAAGAAAGUUAAGAAAGAAAUAGUGUGAUGCGUUUUAAAUGUAAUUUAAAUAUUUUUUUAUUUUUAAUAUAAUAUAUUUCUUAAAUAUUUGACUGUUGUUACAAAAAUAUUUGAUACUGGAGGUAUAAAAUGAAUAUUAAUAUAAAAAAGAGACAACGGCA
Diabrotica virgifera virgifera (western corn rootworm) is the source of this 1384-nucleotide messenger RNA. Its product is annotated as ankyrin repeat domain-containing protein 7-like. Gene Ontology annotation, cellular component: nucleus. Gene Ontology annotation, molecular function: transcription cis-regulatory region binding; protein binding. The record is from RefSeq and is a predicted model, not a curated record. Gene Ontology annotation, biological process: positive regulation of transcription by RNA polymerase II. NCBI's taxonomy places the organism in Eukaryota, Metazoa, Arthropoda, Insecta, Coleoptera, Chrysomelidae. Bases 83 to 1246 code for a protein of 387 amino acids. The transcript has 3 exons.